UGCAGUCUCAUGCCACGGCGUUUGGUGAAAGUGAAGCGGGUGCUCGUCCUGGUCUGGGUGUAACUCCCUCUUUGUGUGUGUGAGUGCUCUCCUGUUAAGAUGUCGUCGGCCCAACAUGACGGGACAUUCAGUCAGCUCAAUAAGUUUGAGAAACUGUCGUGGAGGCCCUUCAUCCGAGACUCAGGCUCUAAGAAGCGGGCACGGUGGCUUCAGGCUCGACGCAUCUUCUCCCCUUCCUGUCCCAACCUGCGGAUCCCCAACAGGUUUCUGAGAGAAGGACACUGUGUACCUCCUGCCCGGAGUGGACACCGCUGUGUUGCAGACAGCACCAACCUGUACGUGUUUGGAGGCUACAACCCAGACUUUGAGGAGGCAGGCGGGUCAGAGAAUGAAGACUACCCUCUUUUCAGGGAGCUUUGGCGGUUUCAUUUUGCCACAGCCACGUGGCAACAAGUCCGCACGGAGGGUUACAUGCCUACAGAGCUGGCCUCUAUGUCAGCUGUUUUACAUGGCAACAACCUGCUUGUGUUUGGUGGCACUGGGAUUCCAUUUGGUGAAAACAAUGGCAAUGAUGUCCAUGUUUGCAACGUUCAGUACAAGCGAUGGAACCUGCUCAACUGCAGAGGGAAGAAGCCCAACAAGAUCUAUGGGCAGGCGAUGGUCAUCAUAAAUGGCUACCUCUAUGUGUUUGGAGGGACAACAGGCUACCUUUACAGCACUGACCUGCACAGGCUGGACCUGACCACCAGAGAGUGGACCCACCUCAAACCCAACAACGCACCGUCAGACCUGCCUGAAGAGAGGUACAGACAUGAACUAGCUCAUGAUGGACAGAGAAUAUACAUUUUAGGAGGUGGGACUUCCUGGACAUCAUAUUCCCUGGACAAGAUUCAUGCAUAUAACUUGGAGACAAAUUACUGGGAGGAAAUAAUCACCAAACCCCAUGAAAAAAUAGGAUAUCCCGCUGCCCGCCGUUGUCACAGCUGUGUGCAGGUCAAAGAUGAGGUGUUUAUAUGUGGGGGUUAUAAUGGAGAGCUAAUCCUGUCGGACCUGUGGAAGAUCAACCUGCAGACUUUUCAGUGGACCAGGCUGCCUGCCAUCAUGCCAGAACCAGCCUACUUUCACUGUGCUGCAGUCACUCCGGCUGGCUGUAUGUACGUCCACGGCGGCGUCGUCAACAUGUCCGGGAACCGGAGGACUGGCUCUUUGUACAAAGUGUGGUUGGUGGUGCCUAGCUUGCUGGAACUGACCUGGGAAAAACUGCUGAAAACUUUCCCUCACUUAGCCCAGCUGUCCACCCUUCAGCUGCUCAGCCUGGGACUGACACACACACUAAUUCAGCGGCUCAAAUAGAGGGAGCGCAGAGACUGUAGGAGGCGGUAUGUGAUGGAGCAGCACUGGCUGUAAUAUUGCAGUUAACUAGGCAAAAAAGUUCCUGAAACAAAUUCUGAUGUCAGAUGGUUAUGAAAAUACUUUGAAUGCCUUUUAACUCCAGUCUUAUGUAAAUGUGUGUGGUUUUUUUUUUUUUUUAAAUACGAAGUGCAAUGUUUUAACUUUCUCUGUAUGUGAACGUGUCAGAUUGGACUUUGCACGUACCCGUCAUAAGCCAUGCAUCAGUGUGGAAACCAGAAUCACUGUAUGCUGAUUUCCACUUCCUUGUUGCUCAGGGGUAUCUUGUGCAAUACUCCGUUUUUUGUUUUAUUUUUUUUGUUGUUUUUUUUUUUACCACACAUCACUGUCACUCAAACUUGUGGAGCAUGAGCAAGAAUUGUUAAAUCUUCCAAAGACCAUUUCUUGAAAGGCAAAAUGAAUGUCGCUUCUGCUCGAGUAAUUUCAGCUUCUGUUCAGAGGUACGCCUGUUUCACUGUUGAAGUGAAGACGUGUUGCUGCCAGUCAGCUGCUGCUACGCCCACUGUUACAUAGGUAAGGUUUAGAAAUGACUGCAUUUUCAAACAGGAGAAAUUUGUGACCAGUUUUCAUCCUUAUAGACACUUACAUUUCUAUUCAUCUAGAAAUAUGUUAAAUUCUCUGAAAAGUGGCUCACUGCUCAUCAUGCAUGUUAUAACUGUGAUACCUCUCAUCAGUCUAACUAGGUCAAUUAUUUAAGCCAUCAUGUUUUAGCCUCAAGGACUUCCUGAUUGUAUGCUAAUAUCGAGCUGUGAUUACAUUGGAAAAAAAGUUUCCCUCACUGGUCACAUUAGGCCUUGUGAUCAGAUGAAAACCCAAAGGCCUCUUUAAAAUCAUCUGUGACAUUGCAUCACUGUGAAUCUUGUGCCUCUUCGAUUCUUCUUUUUGGAAAAAUGAAGCUGAGUACUUUAGAAAUGAAUUUACACACCUGUAGCUCCACAGCAAUUCUCAAGCCUUUUUAUUUCUUCAUUUGGUGCCUUCUGAAUGACCAAAAUAUCACACACAUUUAAA
Messenger RNA from Seriola dumerili (greater amberjack), 2418 nucleotides. Its product is annotated as kelch domain-containing protein 10-like. NCBI's taxonomy places the organism in Eukaryota, Metazoa, Chordata, Actinopteri, Carangiformes, Carangidae. Gene Ontology annotation, molecular function: protein binding. The coding region runs from base 100 to 1353 and encodes 417 amino acids. Gene Ontology annotation, biological process: positive regulation of stress-activated MAPK cascade. The transcript has 10 exons. The record is from RefSeq and is a predicted model, not a curated record.